AGACGAUCAUGUUUAUAAGAAUCUCUGUACUGCAUGCAAACGAAAACUCUCUCUCUCUCUCUCUCUCUCUCUCUCUCUCUCUGUAUGUCUGAAACUCCCAGCUUUGAACAACUAAAAUCUGAACCGUUGAAACCCAGAGGAUGCAAAAGACAUCGAAAGGAAAAGAAGAUGAUGAAGAAAAAGGAGCAUUGGGAAUAUGGGAUUGUGGAAGCCCUUUAUAUGACUCGUACGAACUGGUUUCAGUUACUCAUAUCAUCGAUCGGCAUCUGAUGUCACUGCCAUAUAUCGGUGGAUCAAAGCGUAAUUUCUUCCUCGCCCGAUCAUUCUCUCGAGCAAAUGAUCAAGCUGUACUUGCCACCACUUCAAUUAAUGUAUCGAACUCGGCCUCCUCCUCCAGAAGAAGAAGUACUACUUGCGAAGGUUCUGCAUCUGCUGCCAUGGUGGCCAGGUUGGAUAAAUUUGAUGUGAGGAAGCUGUUGAAGAGGAAGGUGAACCUGGGUGGAACUGGCCGAAGGAAGGAACAUCCUGAAAAAGCGAAAACAUGGCUGUCUGCUUUACUUAAGAGGAUUGGUUUCUGGAAGAAGAUCUAGAAACGCUUGUAUGAGUGAAUUAAUGAAACAGGUAACUUGAUCAGUGUGU
Messenger RNA from Juglans regia (Persian walnut), 639 nucleotides. RefSeq lists its product as uncharacterized. NCBI's taxonomy places the organism in Eukaryota, Viridiplantae, Streptophyta, Magnoliopsida, Fagales, Juglandaceae. The coding region runs from base 141 to 590 and encodes 149 amino acids. The record is from RefSeq and is a predicted model, not a curated record. The transcript has a single exon.